Scatophagus argus is the source of this 6791-nucleotide messenger RNA. Its product is annotated as tyrosine-protein phosphatase non-receptor type 14-like. Gene Ontology annotation, cellular component: cytoskeleton. Gene Ontology annotation, biological process: lymphangiogenesis; protein dephosphorylation. NCBI's taxonomy places the organism in Eukaryota, Metazoa, Chordata, Actinopteri, Scatophagidae. The record is from RefSeq and is a predicted model, not a curated record. The transcript has 20 exons. Bases 982 to 4869 code for a protein of 1295 amino acids. Gene Ontology annotation, molecular function: protein tyrosine phosphatase activity.
CGUCUCGAAAACAAUAGGAACAUUUCUACAUGCUGCUGAAAUGUUGAACCAGAAGUCCCGAGGCAUGUUUUUGUUUAAGGUCAGCAUGGUACGAUUAUAAUAGGUGUUUACUGCAUAAUGUGAGCCUGCAUGAAAAAGGGAAAGUGGCUAUUGUUUGUGUAGCCAGUGGUCAUUUGAGUCUAAAGGCCAUUUGAUUGCUAUGUGGGGCGAACGUACCUGUAAUUUUGGUCAAGUGCUCACGCUGCAGCAGGAGAAGAGAAAGACGGAGGAAGAAGUCGUUGUUGCUGUUGUGUUGUAGGAGUUUAAGUCGAGGCAAAGAAAUGAGCAGGAUUCCUUCAAACUCAUCUGGUAUGUUAGGAGAUAGUGUUAAAACGAAAGUGAGAGCAGAAGUGCCAAAAAUGUGAUGACUUUCUGCUUUCAGAAACCUCCGGCUGUAGGAAAUCGUGACAGACACCUUUCACCGUUAUCUGACAAUUUAUAGACUAAACGGUUAAUCAAAUGAAUUCGAAUAAUGAUAAUAAUGAAAUAACAUUAUGUAAAAUGAAAGUUUGUGUGUUCAUGUAUGUCGCUGCGAGCUGUGUGUGUGUGGUGAGUGUAUUCAGGCUGGCAGAGGUGCUUUUGUCACAGGAUCUGUGUGUUGUGUAAAGCGUUGUGCUCUCUGGCAGCCAGGCAGACAACAACAGAGUGGAGAGCGUGCUGCGACCUGCCCCAACUCUCCCACACUGCACCUUAGGUACCUUCCAGGUGCUACAGCACACAUUCACCCUCCUGCUCCUCAUCAUCCUCCUCCUUCUCUACGGACAUCUUUGGGAAUGGGCCAGCACCUUGCCAGGGUGCAUCUUUCCACCCGGUGGUGUGGCUGGCGUCGUGCGAGAGUGAGGAGGGCAGCGGCCAGGUCGUAGAGCCCGCCCACCCCUCUCUCCGCUUGCUUGCUCCCAACUGACUUUUGACCUUUGACUCAGCCGUGACCUCCAGCCAGCCAUGCCCUUCCGGCUGAAGCUGCGGCGCACUCGGCGCUACAACGUCCUGAGCAAGAACUACUUUGUGACACGGAUUCGCCUGCUGGACAGCAAUGUGAUUGAGUGCACUCUGUCGGUGGAGAGUACAGGACAGGAAUGUCUUGAGGCGGUGGCCCAAAGGCUGGAGCUGCGUGAGACUCAUUUCUUCGGACUGUGGUUCCAUGGAAAGACCCAGGCACCGGCCCAUCGGUGGGUGGAGCUGGAGAAACCCCUCAAGAAGCAGCUGGACAAGUUUGGCAAUGAGCCGCUACUCUUCUUUGGGGUCAUGUUCUAUGUGCCCAGCGUUUCCCGACUCGAGCAAGAAGCCACCAGGUAUCAGUAUUACCUGCAGGUGAAGAAGGAUUUGCUGGAUGGACGUUUCCACUGCGCCGUGGAGCAGGGGAUCAGACUAGCUGGCCUAGCAGUACAAGCUGACUUCGGAGACUUCACUCAGUUCAUGUCUCAGGACUUUCUCAGGGAAUAUGUGCUCUUCCCAGAGAACUGGCAAAGUAGUGACGAGGUGCUGGAAGAGUGGACCAAGAAAGUUGCUGAGGAGCACAAGAGUCACUGUCGAAUGCAGAACGCUGAAGCAGAGCUGCUGUACAUCAAGGAGGUGGAGAAAGUGGAAGGUUUUGGUCAGGAAAGCUUUCCUGCUAAGGACAACUACACCAAUGAUAUUUUCAUUGGCGUGUCCUUCCAUGGGGUGUUUGUCAAACACAGAAAUGGCAGAUACAUCAUGCACCACAAGUGGAAGGACAUCGGCACCAUAGCGCACAACAAGUCAGCCAUCACGGUGGAGAUAACAAGCAGAGACGACACCAUCAUUUUUCACAUGGAGGACAUGGAAAUGGCCAAGUACAUCGCUCGCCUUUUCACGGCCAGACACAAGUUCUACAAACAGAACAAGAUCUGCACAGAGCCCACUCACUCACCUGCACCAAUCAGGAGGAGACCCACCUGCCCCCACCGCAUAUCUCUGCAGCGGCCCCAGUCCUGUAACUUCCAGUCAAUGCAUUCCCAGUACGGAGAGCAUUAUCAGGACACACAGAGCUCUCAAGACAGUAUCUUCCAUGACGACCCAUACUACAAGUCAGAGACCAGUCUGGACCGUUGCCCAGUGGAUUUUCCCUUCCGAAAUGGUACUGUGCCCAAUGGAAGCAUGUACAGCAGCCCCAGCUUGAGCUCGCUCAAUCAUUCCCAGACUUUUGUCCCGCCCUCGCCCAUGUCCUCCAAUCUCAGCAUCCCCGGCAGUGAGCUCAUGCGCCCUGACUACAUCCCCAGCCACCGUCACAGCGCCAUAAUUGCUCCGUCCUACCGGCCCACGCCUGAGUACGAUGCUGUCAUGCGGCAGAAGCGACGCAUGCUCCCUGCUCACCAUGACCUCCACAGCCAGUCGCUGCGCAGUCUGAACAUCAGCAAUGCGUGUGCUUACCGCCAGCCUGAGCCUCUGGUGUACAGCCAGCCAGAGAUGCGGGAGAGGGGCCCUUAUCAUGGCCUUGGGCCCAGUCCGGGACAGUACACACCACAGAUCAGCUACAGUAAACCUGUGUCACAUGGCCCUCAUCAGGGGGGACCAGCCAGCGGCCAGGGCCCCUGUCAUUCACCCUGUAUAAAUGGAGGUGGAGGCAGUAGCGGGGUUGGAGGUGUAGGAAGCUCCAUCUCUCACACUGUCAGCACCCCUGAGUUGGCCAAUACCAAACAACAGGGGACUAACGCGGGAACCUAUGCAGCUACAGCAAACAUGCUGAGAAACCACAUGUCGCGGCCUCCUCCGCCUUAUCCUUCCAGCUCCUUCCGCCCAGCCACGAGCACGCCGGACCUCGCCAGCCACCGUCAUCGCUGCAUCGGGGGCAGCAGUCCGGAGCUUGUUACCCGUAUGGUGCAGCUGUCAGUCAAGACCUUCCAGCCAGACAGCUCGGCUGUGGUGCACCAGUCCCUGCAGGAGGUUAGCGAACCUUUAACUGCAGCUGCAAAGCACCGCUCCACCCUGGGCAAGAGACACAGCAUGGAGGUGAUCAGCAGCAAGAGAGCAGGUGGAGGAGGAGGCAUGGAAGGCAUGGUGAUGAAAGGCAUGAACGCUCCCCUUCUUCGGAGGAACACUCUCAGAGAACAUGUGAUGCCCCCUCAGCCCCAGUCCAUUCCACAGCCUCAGCCCCAACCCCCUCAGCCACAACCACAGCCGCAGCCUCAACCUUCACCUCAACAGCCACAGGAGUUGCCCAUCCAGAUACCUGCCCAGAAGGCCCCUGAGACUUCUGUAGUGUCACCUGGGCCAGUGACCUACCAGCAUCAAAAGACUCUCUCCAAUGCCACCAUGCUCAUACACAGUAGUGAGAGUGAAGAAGAGGACGAAGAGGAAGAGGAGAGGCCUGAGCUGGAUGUUCAAAUCCCAGGUCUGAAUGAAGACAUCAGUAUCAGCGCUCAGCUCCAGGCUGCCCUGGCCAAGCUGCCCAACAAGCCCCCUCCAGAAUACCCUGGUCCUCCUAGACCUCCUAGCAAUGCUCAAAUCCGCACAUACACCCACAAUCACAACCACACUCACCAUCACAACCACAACCAAGGACCCCACAGCAACCAGGGACCAAUGGACCCAAACCAAGCCCAGGGACGAGCCCUCAAAACUGGACAGAGCUCUAAUGGGCCUGUAGGUGGUAGUGGUGCAGGUGGCGGUGGAGGUACAUUGACCCGAGGGGACCAGGGUGGGGUGAAUGGAAUGGUUUUAGGUCCAUCAAUUUCAGAACCGGACCUGACCAGUGUGAAGGAGAGGGUGAGGAAGGAGCCGGUCAAAGAGAGGCCAGUGUCAGAGAUGUUCUCCUUAGAAGACAGCAUCGUCGAGAGGGAAAUCGCUCAGAGGACACUGGAAAGACAGAAGAUGUCCGUGGACUCCAUGAAGAGGCCGCUGAUGAUGGCCGCCCUCAACGGCCUGUACAUGGCCCGAAUGCCUGUCCCAGAAAGUCCGGCAGAAGAAGGUGCCAAGGCUGCCACCGACGAACGGUGUAAGACCUUGGAAUUGAAGCUGGAAGAGGAGCGGGUCUUCACUGAGUAUGAGCAAGUUCCCAAGAAGAGGACAGACUGUGUUCUCACCACGGCAACUUUGCCCGAAAACACAGAGCGCAACCGUUUCCGUGACGUUGUUCCGUACGAAGAGAAUCGGGUCGAGCUUGUCCCAAACAAGGAGAACAACACAGGCUACAUCAAUGCCUCGCAUAUCAAGGUGAUGAUCAGAGGGGAGGAGUGGCACUACAUUGCCACCCAGGGCCCGCUUGCCAACACCUGUGCCGACUUCUGGCAGAUGGUGUGGGAGCAGGGGGUCAACGUCAUCGCCAUGGUUACUGCUGAGGAGGAGGGCGGCAGGUCCAAGAGUCACCGCUACUGGCCCAAACUGGGCUCCAAACACAACUCGGCCACUCACGGAAAGUUCAAGGUGACCACCAAAUUCCGCACCGACUCAGGCUGCUAUGCAACCACGGGGUUAAAGGUCAAACACCUGCUGUCUGGCCAGGAGAGGACGGUCUGGCACCUGCAGUACACUGACUGGCCUGAGCAGGGCUGUCCCGAAUACGUCCAGGGAUUCCUUGCCUACCUAGAGGAGAUCCAGUCUGUGAGGAGACACACCAACUCCAUGCUGGACACCUCAAAGAGUCUCAAUCCACCUGUGGUGGUGCACUGUAGCGCCGGGGUGGGUCGCACCGGAGUGGUCAUCCUCACUGAGCUCAUGAUCAGCUGCCUGGAGCACAAUGAGCCAGUGGAGGUUCCCACCAUGUUGUCAGGGCUGAGGCAGCAGAGGAUGCUGAUGGUGCAGACCAUUUCCCAGUACAAGUUUGUCUACCAGGUCCUCAUCCAGUUCCUCAAGAACUCCCGCCUCAUCUGAGCCCCUUGACCCAACAUGGCCUGGCAGAACGGCACCACAUGAUUACAGCGGUACUUCAAAUGAGGACUGAACGACAGACACAGGAUCACUGAAAAGGUGGUUAGAAGAUUCAUGUUGAGUUUUCCACGAGGCAGUUUAUUUAAAUUCCAGUGGAUUUUCCUACAAAUUGUUGUACAAAUUGUACUGACGACCAUUUCUUCAAAUUCAGAGGGAUUUGGUUGUUUUUUUUUUCCCUUGGGUUUUUAUUCUUGGACCUGGUCCUUCUGUGUAAAGAAUGCAUGUUUGUGCAUCUUCUCCACACAGGUCAGGUGAAUGAGCAGCUUGUGUUGUUUGUGCGUGUGAAUGUGUUUUCUGUCCAUGUGUGUUCUAGAGAUUUCUUCAAGAAACAUCUCGAGAAAUCAGAUCUGAGUUUGGAUAGAUUGCCUGCCAGCUACAAUUCUCGUUUCAUUAUUUGGCCGUUGCUAGAAAUGGCACUACGCUGCAUGAACAGUAGGUGGCAGCAGUAUUAUUACUAUUUUCUAUACUCUGAAAGAGUUUGCCAAACAAAAGUAUUCUAAUCACUGUUCUAAAAAUGUUCCUUUAUUUUUAACAGAGUAUUGAUUAAUACAGCAGAUAUUUAGUUCAGCAUUGUAACAAAUAUUUUUUUUUUUAUUUAUUUCUUUCAAGAUUGUGGUCACCUUUCUCAUUGAAUGGAGGAGUGUUGGCAAGAUUGUUGAUCCUUUUCAUCUUUUGUCUUAACUUUGCUGUACUUCUCUGAAAUCCUUCCUUGACGAUGUCAAAAGGAUCACUCCUACUUUCCCUCUGGAGUUGCGUCGUUUGAAACAUUUCUAUUAAGAUGCCUCCUCCACAUUCAAACACACAAAGUACUUACUUGAAUCACAAGUCCUUGUAUUCAAAUGGGUCUUAAUUUCUUACCUAAAAGCAUUUCAAAAGUCUGAAAGGUGUUUGUUAAAGGAAUUGGAGAUAAUUUAUAAAUAUAAUUUCACUGGUUGCAUAUGCACUCGAUAGAUAAUUGUGUCCUUAUGCGGCAUUUAUAUACUAUUUCACUGUGCCUUAUUGAAACUUGAAACAAGGACAUCCCUAUCCUUGUUUUAGGGACCUGGAUGGGUUUGAUAAACAAAUAUCUUUUUUUUUUUUUUUUUUUUUUUACCUCCAAAGAUGAAAUCUUUAAAUGAGAAUUCAGUAGUUUGCGUUUUCUUCAAAAACAACUUUAACGUUCAGGUUAUUACCCAACUCUUGGGUAAGAAUUUGGCAGUAGGAGAAUUCUGUCCCCCUGGUUUAUUAUGUCACACCUAACUUUGCCAAGAAAGACAAAAAGCAACCACUUCUAUUAAUCUGCUCCAAACCCAACAGAUUACUACGUUCCUGGGUCCUGUUCUUAAAAUUACAUUUUGCAGAUUUUUUUUUUAGUAACAUGUUGCAUUUAAAAUAUACUUUUUUAUUUUUAUGAAUUGUAAUGCAAAGCCAACCAUGUCCAAAGUAUCUUUGUACAUAAUGGGCAUGUGAGAAAAGAUUUUUACAAAUAUUUUAUAUAGUUUCUCUCUCUCUCUCUUUUUUUUUUUUUGACUUGGUACCCUAAAAAUACCGCAACAUAAAAUAAAACUAUGCAUGCAUUUUUAUAUUUCAAUGUAUAUAUUCUCAAGUAAGUAUAAGCUUUACGCUCUCUUUACGUAUAAGUGUUUUGUUGCACUUCUGUUCUCUUUGUGACAGUAUUUUCUCACACGGCAUUCCAAUGUUUGUUUAUAUUUAAUUCCCCCCCCCAACUUUGUUUUUGGCAAAACUCCCAAAUACCUUUCAAAAUAUAUGUACAUAUGUUUUGUAUAUGCAUUUUCAGUACAUCAAAUCUUUUUGUUUUUCUCUCCCCAGACAUGUAUGAAGCUGUCAUACUUGCUUAUUAUGCAAUAAAGCCUUAUUUUCUUUAA